Molecule: messenger RNA, 4591 nt
Organism: Vollenhovia emeryi
Lineage: Eukaryota; Metazoa; Arthropoda; Insecta; Hymenoptera; Formicidae
Product: zinc finger protein rotund-like
Exons: 2
Coding region: 1397-2764 (455 amino acids)
Source: RefSeq, a predicted model, not a curated record
GGAGAGGACGCAGGGAGGAUGGAGACACGAGCGAGCGACGAGGACGGAGUGAUCUCGCGGUGGUUCGAAAGAGCGGCGGGAGACAGAGAGCGGCGGGACGAGGAUAGAGAAAAGGAGAGGGAGGGAGAGAGAGAGAGAAGGCGCGUGAACCAGAGAGACGGUGGUACGGAGGACGCGAUGUACCCGCUUAAUUAUCCCUCCGUGCCUCUCUCACGUAUGCGCCUAGCCUCGACGCUCGGCCUCUCGGUCGCUCCACCAUCGUCGCCGUCGUUGUCAUCGUCGCCGUCGCCGUCGCCGUCCACCGUCGUCGUCGUCGUAGGGAGAGAAGCGGCGGCCUCUCUCGCCGGUGGUGGGGCGGUCGGCUGUACGCGCGACGGCCGCAGGAGCGAGCGAGACGGCGCGCCGUCGUAGCGCGCUCGGCUUAGCCGGCGGCUUGGUGAGAGAGAAGCCCCUGGUGGGGAUAGUGCACGCUCCGGCCGUUCCGAGGGCCGCCACGGCGGCGCAAAACAUUCAGUCGGCAAAAAGUAGCCAAGGGGUGAGCAUCACCCUGAGGUAGCCACACGGAGCCACACGCACAGCCGAGCGGAGAGAACGGAGUGUAUCGCACAGCCGUAGGAGCCCGUAGCCGCUCUAGCCGCCGGCGCUCCGAUUUCCGUCACCCGAGAGUUCGUUUCGCGCAAGAUAACGUCCGGAGGACCGGACACCGAGGACAACGUUAUCCUGGCCGUCGGUGAUUCCCGCCUUGUUCGGCUUUGUUAUUUUUUUCGUCCGACCGGCGCGUGAAAAUCGGCCGCGCGAACAUUACGCGUUCGACGACGAGAGUGUGAACACCGUCCGCGAGUGCGCGUACCCGUCCUGCCUCUCACCCGUGUCUUCUCGCCCACCCUCCUCCUCCCGCAUCGGUCCCCCUUUAAAUACUACGUAUCCUCAGUCGCGGCCGCGUUGCUCGCGCGUGCCACCCCCGCGAGGCGUGCGCGCGCGAUCGAGGGAGAUGAGCGGGACCGCCGUCGCGGAUCGGACAGAAGAUCGAUGAAUCGUUGCCGCGCCGGUGCCGCGCCGGAACACCGCUGAGUCCCGUCCCGCCGGUUCCGCCGAGAGAUCGACGCUAUGAGCCGCGAGAUCGCGCGGUGCCGCGACGUCGUGCAAGGUCGUCGCAGCAGCUGAGACUUUGAAAGUGCGGGACACGUCAAGGUCAGCCCCGCGCGUUCCUCCGCGCGUGUCCUGCGCCGCCGGACGACCACGGCGACCACGACGACGACGACGCCGUCGACGACGACGAGGAGGUGGAGGUGGAGGAGGAUCGCGACCACGACGAGGAGGCUGAAGACGCGGGAUUGGAGACCCGUGGUAGCGGUGCCGCGGCGGAACCGCGGCCGAGGGACCGGCCACGAUCGGCAUGGAGGUGCGCGCGAUGGAGUACCGUCCCGUGGUGCCCGCGGGGGUGAUGCCCACCCACGGACUCCACCAGGACUAUCACGCCGCUAUCCCGGACCUCAGCCCGCCGAGGAGCCAGGGCUCCUCGACCGGCGGCGCUUCCUCGAUCGGCGACUACGCGCCGCGAAUGUACACGCCGCCCACGCCGCCCACGCCGCACGAGGACGAGAAGAUAUUCGGUAGCAAGGCGGAUCUGCAGCUUCACACGCAGAUUCACAUGCGCGAGGCAAAACCGUACAAGUGCACGCAGUGCUCGAAGGCGUUCGCCAACUCCUCGUACCUGUCUCAGCAUACGAGGAUCCACCUGGGCAUUAAGCCGUACCGUUGCGAGAUUUGCCAACGGAAGUUCACCCAGCUGAGCCAUCUACAGCAGCACAUCCGCACGCACACCGGCGAUAAGCCGUACAAGUGCCGGCAUCCUGGCUGCACGAAGGCGUUCAGCCAAUUGAGCAACCUACAGAGCCAUUCCCGAUGCCACCAGACCGACAAGCCGUACAAGUGUAACUCCUGUUACAAGUGCUUCUCCGACGAGCCGAGUCUGCUCGAGCACAUACCGAAGCACAAGGAGUCGAAGCACCUGAAAACGCACAUCUGCCAGUACUGCGGUAAGAGUUACACUCAGGAGACCUAUCUGGCGAAGCACAUGCAGAAGCACGCGGAGAGAACGGACAAGAGACCACCGAUCAUCGGCACGGGCCUCAGGCCGUCGAUACACGCGAUGACCGCUCACCAUCAGGACCACUACUGGCCCAAGGUCAGCCCGGACGCGGUGAUCGGCGACCUGCACGAGAGAUUGCCGCACCAUCACACGGAAUACCAUCAGAAUCAGAAUCCGGAGAUGCUGGGACUGCCGGGACACGGGCAUCGCGCUGGCGAAUCUUUGGAGAACGACUCGAGGCAACAGACGCCUCAACCGGGCGCGAAUCAUCAUCCGAACAGCAGCUCGGCCUUCACGCCAAUAUCGUCGAUCUCGAUCAACUCUAUCUCCUCGAUGCAGCACCCGCUGAACCCGCUGAAUCACCUACACUACCCUGGUAGCCAUCACCCGGCGUCCCGGCCGUACCUCUACGAGGCAUUCAACACGACGUCCUCGCAGAAGUCCUCGCCGACGUCCUCGUCGUCCGGGGUGACGCCCGGUACUACCAGCAAUCCAAACGCCUCCUUCCCCAAUCAGCUGAUUAGUCUUCAUCAAAUCAGAAAUUAUGCUCACCAGCCAAAUCUCGGCAAUCUAGGCAACCUGGGGAAUUUAGGGAACCUGAGCAAUCUCAGUAAUCUUAGUGCCACGAUGGAGAGCCAUGCGCUGCUGGGCGGUCUUAAAGAGAAGCAGUAAUUCUGCCCGGUCUUUGGAGAUUAACCUCGGAAAGCAUUCGUGCGCUCUCCGCCUCGCUCCUUCUAUCCUUUUUCUUCUGCUUUCUACGUGGCACGUCAUGACGCUGGCUCUUCAUCGCAACUCGAUCGUUUUCUUCCCCGUGAUCUCUUUACCUCCCCCCUUUUUUAUCCUCUCUUAUCUACGAUUCUUUCGGUUCUAUGUAUACAUAACUCAAUUAGGAUGCGCUUGCAUACUUUGUGUUAUCAUAUACAUAAAGAAUCUGUUGUUACGUGUGUAGCGUAAAGAGUAAAUUAUUUAUAUUUGGAAACUGUUGGAUUGACAAAUCCAACGACUGUUUUUCCUUUCUAACUUUUUUUAUAAAUUGCAUCCGAAUAUCUUGAUUAUUGUCGAAAUUAAAGAUACAUUUGGAAUGAUUCAUUUUUAUUGCGAUAUUUAAUCAAAGUUCGGAAUCUCUCUCACACACACACGCACACACAUACACACCCACACACACUGUUUCGCAGUACAACCGUAUAACGCGUUGGAAACCUUGGUUUACAUUCCUUGAUAUAAUAAGACUGACGUGACGUAGUUUCCUCGUAGACUACGUCUUUACGUGCUGGUCUAAUUAUUGAUGAUCGAUAUGAUCGCCGAUCAAUGAUCAUCAAGAAUCGUUUCGUUGUUUUCCCACAACUAAAAAUCUAAUCUCUGUGUCGGUCGAGGAUACACAAUCGAUUUACUCGACUGUUUCACAUUCUCCACGCUUUUCAGCGUGCUAAUCCUCGCCAAUAAUCAUGCGUGCCAAUUACGUGCUAGAAAGUUCCAUCAAUACACAUUCGUUGCGAUAUAAUCCAUAUCUGACGUCGGUCGUUUAGAACUGACAUUUGAAUGAUAAAGUGGAGCACGAUCAUGGAUUAACUUGUAUUCGAAUGCUGGAUGAUACACUUUCAUAAUAACUAGAAAGUAUACGGCGUGCUGACGAUGAACUGUGAGCCGAUUUCCUCCUCGGUUCGUCAGAAAAGAUUUUAGCAAACACAGAAGUAAUAUAAUAAUAAUUUGCUCGGAAUCACAGCUUCUUUGACUCCCAAUUUUUUUGACACAUUCCCUGUUGUAUUUCUUAUCACUUUACCCCGUCAAAUCGCUUCGGACGAUCAAAUUUCAACUGGAAUUAUUUUUUACGUUAUUCCCACUCGAGAAGCAUAUUCUGAGUUUGUCAUUACUUAAAAUUCUAAGUUUCAAGAUUUAUUACACAAUUAUUUUAUUCUACUUUUUUAGUUCUUUUAUUCUUUUUGUUUCAUUUACUUCUUUCCUUUCACUUUACAUUCCUUAUUUUUUACGUACGCUCCAAGAGCACUGGAUUAUGUAAAAAAAAAAACACUACGAUUAUAUGAAAAAUGUACUUUUGCAAUUUAGUUAAAAGUAAAUCUUUCGUAACGUGCGUUGUGAACGCUAAGUUUUAAUAAAUUUAGGAUUUUGUCGCAAUUUGCAAAGCAAAUCGUUGUUAUGGAGACAAGUAUACUGAAAGAAAAUAUAUACGGAAUAUGCGGACUGAUAAGCUAAGGGAUUAGAUAUCCGUACGAUAUGGGACAAGGUACAUGCGAAUAUUAUAUCUUGACGUACGCGGAAGAAAACGGAUAGGCAGAUAUACGGAAGAAACGAGCGAAAAGUAUAUUUUUCGCAUUGUGGAAGAAAAAAUAUUUGCAAAAUUAUGCGAAAGCGCCAGUAGUAACGAAGGCAUGACGAGAAGAGAGGAACGUUAUAAAGAAAAGCGCGAAGACUGGCAUAAAUAAAUAAAGAUACGCGAGAAUCUCGUAUAGAAAUAUAUACGGACACAAUAUAUAUAUAUGU